AUGCCAGGCUGCCACUUCAAUCGCACCGUCAGGUUCUUCUACGAGGCCAGUGGAAAGAACAUCACCACCUUCUGGAGGGCGAGAGAUUAUGUGGUGGUCACUCUCGGUCUGACCGUCUGCAUUAUAGUGAUUUUGGCCAAUAUCAUGGUCAUGACGGCCAUCUUCAUUAACCGACGCUUUCACUUCCCCAUCUACUACCUGCUGGGCAACCUUGCGGCCGCGGACCUGUUUGCUGGCAUCUCCUACCUGCAUCUUAUGUUUCACACUGGGCCCUGGACCAUCAAACUCUCCAAACACCAGUGGUUUGUCCGUCAGGGUCUGAUAGACACCAGUUUGACAGCGUCUGUGGUUAGCCUGUUAGCCAUCGCUCUGGAGAGACAUCAGACCAUCUUCACCAUGCAGUUGCACAGUAAGAUGACAAACCGCAGAGUCAUCCUCCUCAUCCUCGGCAUCUGGAGCAUCGCCGUGGUGAUGGGCCUGGUGCCUACCAUGGGAUGGCAUUGUAUCUGUAAGCUUAGCGAGUGUUCGACCAUGGCGCCCCUGUACAGCAGAGACUACCUGGUCUUCUGGGCGGUGAUGAACCUGCUUACCUUCUCCAUCAUGGUCAUCAUCUACACACGCAUCUUCAUCUACGUGAGGAAGAAGAGUCAGAGGAUGAGUCAGCACACCACGCAGAUGAAACACAAAGAGACUGUAGUUAACCUCAUGAAGACGGUCUCAAUGAUUCUGGGGGUCUUUGUGGUCUGCUGGACGCCUGGUCUGGUUGUACUCUUAUUGGACGGUCUGGAUUGUCAGUCAUGCAACGUUUUGCGUUACGAGAAGUACUGCCUGGUGCUGGCGGAGUGUAAUUCGUUAGUUAACCCCAUCAUUUACUCGUACCGGGACCAGGACAUGAGACGAACCUUCAAACGCAUCCUGUGCUUCUUCUCCCGCUCGUCCCGCGGCCCUCACUCCGAGGUGCACUUCAACACCCUGGACCAAGAGGUAUUUUCAGAGAGCAAUGGGACCGAUAUCGACAGCACCGUCGCCACGGCAGCGCACGCUGACUCAGCCUUGGCUCGCACAUAA
This is a messenger RNA of Chanos chanos (milkfish), 1068 nucleotides long. RefSeq names its product lysophosphatidic acid receptor 2b (gene lpar2b). NCBI's taxonomy places the organism in Eukaryota, Metazoa, Chordata, Actinopteri, Gonorynchiformes, Chanidae. Gene Ontology annotation, cellular component: membrane. The record is from RefSeq and is a predicted model, not a curated record. Bases 1 to 1068 code for a protein of 355 amino acids. Gene Ontology annotation, molecular function: lysophosphatidic acid receptor activity. The transcript has 3 exons. Gene Ontology annotation, biological process: G protein-coupled receptor signaling pathway.